AUGAUGGCUGGGUGGGCCUCGGCAUGGAACGUGACAGUCUUGCCGUUAGGUGAUUCGAUCACGUAUGGAUGGGAGUCGUCAGACGGGAAUGGCUACCGCGAGGGUCUGCUCGAACUCAUAGAGGCGAGUGGCAAUGCGGUGGACUAUAUUGGCUCUAUCCAAGCCGGGUCGAUGGCGGACAACUGGAACGAUGGCUACAUCGGCUGCACGAUUGAACAGAUUGCCACCAAUGGUGUUUCGGCCUUGCAGAUGGUGCCAAAGGUAGUGCUCCUGCUCGCCGGGACGAACGACAUCAACUAUCAAGAAGACCUAGCUAACGCACCGGCGCGUCUGGACUCCCUCAUCGACGAGAUCUUCUCGUACACUCCACAAGCGACCGUCCUCGUCUCUGAUAUACCGCUGAUCGUCGACGACACCCUCGAGCCUCUGGUGAAGACGUACAACGCGGGUGUUCUGGAUCUGGUCAACGGGCGCAUUGCGGAUGGUCAAAAGCUUGUACACGUGUCCCUCGAUGCUCUCACGUCUUCUGAGAUGGCAGACGAGUUGCAUCCAAAUGAUGAAGGAUACCAAGUUCUCGCGAAGGCCUGGUAUACCGGGGUUCAGACUGCCGCAGCAAAGGGAUGGAUAGCAUCAUGA
Peniophora sp. CBMAI 1063 is the source of this 636-nucleotide messenger RNA. The record is from the annotation of a GenBank genome assembly. NCBI's taxonomy places the organism in Eukaryota, Fungi, Basidiomycota, Agaricomycetes, Russulales, Peniophoraceae.